Maudiozyma saulgeensis is the source of this 465-nucleotide messenger RNA. NCBI's taxonomy places the organism in Eukaryota, Fungi, Ascomycota, Saccharomycetes, Saccharomycetales, Saccharomycetaceae. The record is from the annotation of a GenBank genome assembly.
AUGAUUCAUGGAGGUUAUAUAGAGGAUUUAUUACAUCAAACGUUAAAACCCAUAACGAUAGAUUCGCAACAAUUACAAAUACAAUCAGCUGUCCUAUUAUCGAUUAAAAAUGGAUCAGUUUUAUCAUAUUCAACAAAUUUAGAUUUAGUAGAUAUAACAAAUAGUAAUAAUAAUGAAACAAGUUUAAAGAUGAUGACAUUAUUAUGUAAAGAUAAAUGGGAUGAAAAUGAAAAUGAUGAUCCGGAACCACAUUAUAUAUUUAAAUUUAAUUCAUUUGAAACAAAAAUUUAUAAUUAUGAAAUUGAAAAUUUACAUGCCUGUAUUACACAAAUACCAAAUAGUGAUUUAUUAUUAUUAUUAACUGCAGAUCCAAUAUUUCCAUAUGGUUUGUUAACUUUAAAGAUGAAAUAUUUAUUGAAAUCUUGCAAUUCUUUAAUUAAUUAUAAAUUGAAUUCAAACGAAUAA